Messenger RNA from Penicillium daleae, 1281 nucleotides. RefSeq lists its product as uncharacterized. The transcript has 3 exons. Bases 1 to 1281 code for a protein of 426 amino acids. Lineage: Eukaryota; Fungi; Ascomycota; Eurotiomycetes; Eurotiales; Aspergillaceae. The record is from RefSeq and is a predicted model, not a curated record.
AUGGAUGGCGAUCAACGCAUCAAGCAGCAUGAGCGGUUGAUGGCACGGUCCAUCAAUGCCGCGAGCAGAGGCCGAGGCCGUGCAACCGAUCGCUUCGAACAGGCCAUGCAUACACGUGGAGACCCAACGGGGAUUUCACAGGCGCCAGAGCGCGCUGCCAUGUCCUACGAUUACGGAUACACAGGCAACUCUUUCCCCGGCGGUUCAUUGCAGCUAAACGACGUACAAGCCUUCGGGGUCGACUAUACGCGGCCGCGACAGACGCCGCAUCCUUCACUCGGACAUUCUUCGCAAGGCUCAGUGCAAGCGCAUCUUGCGCAGCAGCAGCAUCAGCAACAACAACAAUCAAAUCAAGAGCCAACGCAGCAGCAAUCUCGACGACGCGCAACAGCAGAAACCACGCCAUUGGUUCCGUACGAGUCGGGGAUGCUGUACGGCUUCAGUCAGCAGGGUUCAGCUCAUGGACCCUUCGACGUUGUCCCACAAUACUCGACACGGCAGUCUGCAGCGAUUGAAGCCCUGUCGAACCAGAUGGGCAUUCCACAAUAUUUCCCAGAGGAACCCACGGGGCCCGGGGUCCCUGGACUGUCCCCAUAUCUGAACUCACUGGCAUAUAAUCAACCCAGCCCCAUGGCACGUCCUAGCAACGCGCAUCCUUUUCCGACUACGAUGGCUGAUUUCACGCCAAUUGGGACCGGAUCAUCUGCGAGAUUAGACCAGUCUGUUCAACAGCAGGAGCAACAACAGGUUGAUCCAUCUCAGCAGCCUGCCACCGACCCUUCUGGUCUUGAUCAGGCGUCUCAGUACCAGCGAGCUUUGCGCAGUACUUUCGAUCAAACCCGCGCUGGACGAUUGGUAGAGGCGAGCGGAUCUUUGCUGGAAAUUUCCGAGUGGCUUGUGACUAACGCACGGGAUCUUGGAAUUCUGCGAGACGACCGUGAGAUGUACCCACGUCACUUGCAGCUUUGGAAUGACUUCAACCUCUGUUGGCUAGCGCUCUGCCAGAAACAAAAAGAUUUGACCCAGGAUGUCGUGGCGACGGGCCACCAACCAUCGCAGACCAGUUUAUUGAGCCGGGAUCGAAUGGAGGCUAUGGGCAAGGAGUUGAUUCAGCUUUGCGACCAGCUGGAACAGCACGGAUUGGUUGAUUAUCAGAUGGGGAUUUGGGAGGAGGAGAUUCUUUCUGUCCUGGGUCAAUGUCUAGAUCUAAUGGAGAGUCAACCCGAACUCCUCCGUAUUCAGACCGUCCCCGAGCCUGCGACAGCAACCCAACGACCAUGA